AUGCUCGAUACCCUGCCUCCCGAUGUUCUGGAUUACAUAGCUUACUUCUCUGGUACACAUUCACUGCUUGGCCCUCCCUCAGGUCUACUGCCUCUCUUAUGUCUGUGCCGGUCGACGAACGCAUCUCUUCGCCGCUCUGUUAAUCCACAUCUUUAUGGGCGUAUCUUCGUAGCUAAGUUUGAUCUUGCAGCGCCACGUCGCCGACUUGCACGCCUCUUUAAGCACGAUACCACUUCGGUCGUUUCUGUGAAUGCGCUUGCAGAUGAACUCAUCCGCCGAUUUACAAUUAUCAAGUACUUGCGCACUGAGCUUCAUGCUCGAUGUUCCAAUGAUGUACCUGGAGAUGAAAGUAUGAUCAAUACCCCUGAUACAAAUACGGAUGCAAGUGAUAAGCUCGAUGAGCUCUUGUGGACAGCUUUCUUAAUGGUACUUGAAGACGAGGGACGGAACACUGCGCAACUUCGCCAUGCACGAAUAGAUGCAUGGCUUGCCGUUUUCUGGUUCGAAGCCCAAGGGGCGUCUGGCGCGAACCGCGCGUUUUCCAUUGAUCGCUGGCCAGUCGCCCCAGCAUAUAGCAAGGAUGUUCCACAGAAGACAAGGCAUGCCCUUGCAAUGUGGUUGCUUUGGUUCUUCCUUGAUCCUGCUGCAUACGUCGCAAAUGCAGACUUAUACCGGCGUGCAGAGACGAUUCUCAAGCUUGUCUCUCUCAAUGCUCCCCUGGCAUGUUCUCUUAUCCUUGCUUCCCUUAAAAUUGCGCACUCAUUGUUUCCUUUCCAUUUUGGCAUCCCAGGGGAGCCGACUACGGUGCCUUUUGACCCACGCUCAGACUUGAACUCGUCACCGAAGCAGUCCUCUGCAGAACUACCCUUUACGUAUUUCUCUUACCCUCUGCCCAGAUUGACGCCCCCACCGCUUGCGGUGCCUGCGAAUUUAGCGUUACUCGCUUUGCAUGCGCGAAAUAGGCGAAAUGCCGAUACCAUCGAAGGUGGCCUUGAGUUGCUAGAACUAUUGGGCCCGUCUCUUGCAGAGGCGUUCAUCGCGCUGCCUGGGCAUAUGAGACAUUUCGACACCAAUUGGCUUCGGAAUUUCCGUACAGGCCGGAGUGAAGAGAUGUUUGAUGAAUAUUCCCUUAAUGAUUCGCUCAGAGUCGCAGAGUCAGGUGCACGUAUCGACAGCUACCGUUGGGAGUAUGAGUGGCUACGGAUGGUGUAUGCAGUUGAUGAAAACGGUGUACCAUUUGGCACGGCGGACGAGCAAAACUUGAAAGCGGGGACGAAUUCCAAUGGAUUGAAACGAAGACGUAGUGAGAAACGAAGAUACAGGGCAUACCAACCUGGUAGUUUUGAAGGGUCGUGGGAAGGCACCUUCACUUAUACUGAGUUCCAUAGCUUCGCUGCUCUCCUUGCUGGCGCCAAGCCGUCAAAGCUACAAGAUUGCCUGAUCGGGCAGCACAGCCAAACUUGGCGCAUACGCGAGUAUCAUUUGCUUGCACCGGUCGCUUCUUCUGUAUCCUCUUCGACUUCCAAUUCUUCGUCUCUCCCUUUCUCAUCAUUAAAUUCGUCAAAUUCCGGCCCUACAACACAGUCUAAUGGUACCACAAACGAUCCGAUUCCACUACCAAUUGGCGACCCGGUCUUCGCUCACAUUCCGGACGGUUACUCCAUCGAAGAUGACCCGUCUUGGUUACGCAUAACCUUACCGUCUUCUUACUCUCCUCCACCUUCAUCUUAUUCAUCUGGUACGGAUCCGCCUCCGUUGGUGUAUAAUUACACGCGCUAUCCGGGACCUGGGUCGAAUGAGGUUAAUGGAAGCAUCGAGAAAUCAUCAGCUGAAAUCGGUGCAGAUAGAGGAUCAUAUGCGUCUCGGGUGGUUGAUAUCCUAAUCAGAGGUGAAGGACAUUCUGGAUGGGGAGAGUUCCGCUUGAUAGGACGUGUGAGACCAGUUGAUGGCUUUAUCACUAUACUGAAAGAAUACACGGGUGGAGACCGUGGUCGCUGGUUAUAUCGAGGAUACCUCGUCGGUGGAGGUUCUGAAAUCUUUGAACGAGGAGUUGGAGGGAGAGGAAGAGGAGAAAUAGCUGAGAGUAAAGGAUAUCUGGUGGGACGCUGGCGAGAUACACUCACGCCAGCUGAAACACAUGGAUACGAGGGUGCUUUUGCGAUGGCACGCAGGCGAUAGACAAUAUGAAACUUUUCCAUUAUAAUUGACUACGACAGCUAUGCUUUAUGGUUUGACAGCCAAUCUGG
Messenger RNA from Fomitiporia mediterranea MF3/22, 2246 nucleotides. RefSeq lists its product as uncharacterized. The coding region runs from base 1 to 2178 and encodes 725 amino acids. The transcript has 5 exons. The record is from RefSeq and is a predicted model, not a curated record. NCBI's taxonomy places the organism in Eukaryota, Fungi, Basidiomycota, Agaricomycetes, Hymenochaetales, Hymenochaetaceae.